Messenger RNA from Magnolia sinica, 3556 nucleotides. RefSeq names its product vacuolar sorting protein 3. The transcript is spliced from 14 exons. The record is from RefSeq and is a predicted model, not a curated record. The coding region runs from base 142 to 3138 and encodes 998 amino acids. Lineage: Eukaryota; Viridiplantae; Streptophyta; Magnoliopsida; Magnoliales; Magnoliaceae. Gene Ontology annotation, cellular component: cytoplasm; membrane. Gene Ontology annotation, biological process: intracellular protein transport; vesicle-mediated transport; endosomal vesicle fusion.
CCAUUCGGAAGACGAGUAGGCGACUUUUGUCAUCACCUAACAGUCCGGCAAGCUUCUACAGCAAGACUGCAGAAAAGGAACACCUCUCUCUCUCUCUCUCUCUGAUUUGUUCCAGGUUCGUUUAUCAAUGGCAAUCCCUUCAUGAUCCUGGCCCACCAUCCUAUGGCCAAGCCCCACCCCAAAGAUCGGACGGUCCUCGAACCCUUCGCCGAAUUCGACCCCUCAAAAACCUCUCCUCUCUCCUCGCCUUCUCUUUCCAUCUCCGCCAUCUCCCUCUCUUCCCAAAACCUAAUCCACGUCGGCACCAAAGAUGGAAAACUCAUCCUCCUCUCAUCGAACACUUCCACCCUACCAAACCCCAACCAAGACUCCAUCUCGACCGUUGGUCCCCUCCGAUCUUUAUCCAUUACGGACCGUCCUAUCGAUUCGAUCCAUACUUUCGGUGAGAUUGAUCGGGUUCUAAUACUCUCCGACGGGGCUCUGUUCUUGGUGGAUUCCCUACUGCUGCAGCCCGUACGGAAAUUGAAUCUUCCAAAAGGUGUCUUGGCCGUUGCCAAGAGACUAUGCCAUGCUGACUCAGCGAGUCUCGAUUGGGCUGUGGACGGCGGUAGCAGCAUCCAACGGUCUCAACGGCUUCUUCAGAAGCUAGGCGGGGGGAUUUGGGUGAAUGGGACGAAAUCUAGGGCUUCCGAGCUGCAGAGAAAUGGGAAUUCUGUUGCUGCUGUUGCAGCAGUGGGGAAAAAGCUGAUCUUGAUCGAGGUUGAUGCAGGUGGCUCUUCUGUUAUUUUGAAGGAAAUUCAGGGCAUUGAUGGAGUCAAGACCAUGGUGUGGCUGGACGAGUCGAUAAUCGUCGGGACUGUUAAUGGCUAUGCGUUGUUUUUCAGCAGUACUGGACAGGGCAAUUUGAUAUUUUCGCUUCCGGAGUCAUCUGGGCUUCCAUGCUUGAAAUCUCUAUGGAGGGACAAGCAGGCGAUUUUGUUGGUGGACAAUGUUGGCAUUGUUGUGAGUGAUCAGGGCCAGCCGGUAGGUGGGAGCUUGGCUUUCAGGCAUGCACCAGAUUCUGUCGGGGAGGUGGGCCCACAUGUGAUAGUUGUGAAGGAUGGUAAGAUGGAUUUAUAUCACAAGAGAAUGGGCGUCCAUGUUCAAUCAGUGUUGUUUGCAGGGGAAGGAGUUGGCCGGUGUGUUGUGGCAGUCGAAGAGAGUGGAAUUGGUGACAUUGUUGUGGUUGCAACACCUUCUAAGGUUAUUUGCUUUCGGAAAGUAUCUGUUGAGGAGCAGAUUAAAGAUCUGUUGAGGAAGAAGAAUUUUAAGGAAGCCAUCCAUUUGGUAGAGGAGCUUGAGUGUGAAGGUGAAAUGACGAAGGAAAUGCUUUCCUUUGUGCAUGCUCAAGUGGGCUUUCUCUUACUUUUUGACUUGCAUUUCGAGGAUGCUGUAAAUCAUUUCUUGCAGUCAGAAACCAUGCAGCCAUCUGAAAUCUUUCCAUUUAUAAUGCGAGAUCCAAACCGCUGGUCACAGCUGGUCCCCAGGAAUCGCUAUUGGGGCUUGCAUCCUCCUCCUGUACCUCUUGAAGAUGUCGUGGAUGAUGGAUUGAUGGCGAUCCAGAGAGCUAUAUUUCUUAGAAAAGCAGGUGUAGACACUGUAGCAGAUGAAGAUUUUCUUUUGAAUCCACCAAGUAGAGCUGAUUUGUUGGAGUCAGCGAUUCAAAACAUUAUCAGGUAUCUACAAGUUUCCCGGGAUAAAGAUUUGAAUUCUUCGGUGAAGGAGGGAGUUGAUACUCUUCUAAUGUACCUUUAUAGAGCUCUGAAUCAUAUAGAUGAAAUGGAGCAGCUGGCGUCCUCCCCAAACAGUUGUGUUGUGGAGGAGUUAGAAACUCUGUUAGAUGACUCUGGGCAUUUACGGACGCUUGCCUUCCUGUAUGCAAGUAAAGGGAUGAGCUCGAAGGCUCUUGCAAUCUGGCGUAUUUUGGCGAGAAAUUAUUCAGCUGGCUUAUGGAAAGACCCAACUGCAGAAAGAGACUCUCGAGAUAAUUGUACAAGUUUAAUCUCUGGCCAAAUGAUAGCUGCAAUUGAAGCAUCAAAGCUUCUGGAGGAGAUAUCUGAUCAAGACAUAGUUCUACAACAUCUAGGAUGGAUUGCAGAUAUAGACCAAGAACUGGCAGUUAGAGUAUUAACAUCAGAGAAAAGGGCCAAUCAGCUUUCACCAGAAGAAGUACUUGCUGCAAUUGACUCAAAAAAGGUUGAGAUUCACCAAAGAUAUUUGCAAUGGUUGAUUGAUGACCAAGACUCCGAUGACAUUCGGUUUCAUACGUUAUAUGCUCUUUCCCUUGCCAAAUCAGCAAUUGAUGCUGUUGAGAUGGAAUCAUUGUCUCAGAAUCCCAAUGCUCUCAAAUUAGCUGAGGCAAAUAUUUCUGAUUUUGAAAGCCGAAUCAUCUCUAGAAAUCCAGUCAGGGAGAGAUUGCAGUUAUUUUUACAAUCUUCAGACUUGUAUGAUCCAGAGGAAGUUCUUUACUUGAUUGAAGGAUCGGAAUUGUGGUUGGAAAAGGCAAUCCUGUACAGGAAGCUGGGACAAGAAACAUCGGUGCUCCAGAUUUUAGCCUUGAAGCUGGAGGACAGUGAUGCAGCAGAGCAAUACUGUGUAGAGAUUGGUAGACAAGAUGCAUAUAUGCAGUUGCUUGAUAUGUAUUUGGAUCCACAAGAUGGGAAGGAGCCCAUGUUUAAGGCUGCAGUUCGCCUGCUUCACAAACACGGAGAAUCUUUGGAUCCUCUUCAAGUGCUAGAGACGUUGUCCCCUGAUAUGCCUCUACAACUUGCCUCAGAUACGUUGUUAAGAAUGUUAAGAGCUCGUGUGCAUCAUCAUCGCCACGGACAGAUUGUGCAUAAUAUCUCGCGUGCGAUAAAUGUAGAAGCGAAUUUAGCGAGAUUAGAGGAGAGAUCGAGGAAUGUGCAGAUCAAUGAUGAGAGCCUCUGUGAUUCUUGCCAUGCCCGCCUCGGUACCAAACUGUUCGCCAUGUAUCCGGAUGAUUCCGUUGUCUGUUACAAGUGUUUCCGUCGCCUAGGCGAGUCGACAUCUGUCAGUGGACGUGAUUUCAAGAGAGAUAUCAUAUUCAAGCCAGGUUGGCUCGUCAACAGACAAACUUGAGUCAUUUAUGUAAGAUUAUUUCAUAUUGAGGUACCUCCGGUGGGAUUUCGUCUUGACGUUGGGAUGCCUGAAAUCCUUGUGAGAAGAAACAACCAACGCCACCCCCUGGAAAGGUAACGUCAGCAUUUGGGUUGAGGUCCUUUAUUUAUUUAUUAUUAUUAUUAUUUUAAUAUAUAAAUGUAAAAGCUCUAAAAAGCAUUUGUACAUCCCGUGGGUGUCGUUUAUACUUCAGUAGAAUUGUGGAAGGGAUAGUCCUCGGCUCUGUAGAAUAUGCAAGUUCAGAUUGGCAUUUCAGGUUUACGAAUGCUGUAGAAUUAUUUCAAUGAGUAGAUGAUCUUCUUGCAUUGAGAAUAAUGUGAUUUUUGGCAAUCAAAUGAUGAUGUCGAAUGUAUAUGUGACAUUAUACUUGUUUUUGGCA